CGCCGGUUGCGGGCCGGGGACUGAUAUCGGUGCGCUGUGUUGUGCAGGUUUUCGCGAAUUACCCUACCAUUACCAGGACCAUGGCCACCGACUCGUGGGCCCUGGCGGUGGACGAACAGGAGGCGGCUGUCAAAUCGAUGAGCAGUUUGCAGAUCAAGGAAGAGAAGGUCAAACCAGAUACCAAUGGUGUUAUCAAAACCAGUACCACUGCAGAGAAGACAGAUGAAGAAGAGAAAGAGGACAGAGCUGCCCAGUCUUUACUCAACAAGCUGAUCCGAAGCAACCUUGUGGAUAACACUAACCAAGUGGAAGUCCUGCAGCGGGAUCCGAACUCCCCGCUCUACACAGUGAAGUCUUUUGAAGAGCUUCGACUGAAGCCACAGCUUCUCCAGGGAGUCUAUGCCAUGGGCUUCAAUCGACCAUCCAAGAUACAAGAGAAUGCGUUACCCAUGAUGCUUGCUGAACCCCCACAGAACCUGAUUGCCCAGUCUCAGUCUGGCACUGGAAAAACAGCUGCCUUUGUCCUGGCCAUGCUUAGCAGAGUAGAACCAGCAGGCAGAUACCCUCAGUGUCUCUGCCUCUCCCCUACAUAUGAAUUGGCACUUCAAACAGGAAAAGUGAUUGAGCAGAUGGGCAAAUUUCAUCCAGAACUAAAGCUUGCUUAUGCUGUUCGAGGCAAUAAAUUGGAAAGGGGUCAGAAGAUCAGUGAGCAGAUUGUCAUUGGUACCCCUGGGACUGUCCUGGACUGGUGCUCCAAGCUCAGGUUCAUUGACCCUAAGAGGAUCAAGGUAUUUGUUCUGGAUGAGGCCGACGUGAUGAUAGCCACUCAAGGCCACCAAGAUCAGAGCAUCCGCAUCCAGAGGAUGCUGCCCAGGAACUGCCAGAUGUUGCUUUUCUCUGCCACCUUUGAAGACUCUGUGUGGAAGUUUGCCCAGAAAGUGGUCCCAGACCCUAACAUUAUCAAACUGAAGCGUGAGGAGGAGACAUUGGACACCAUUAAGCAGUAUUAUGUCCUGUGCAAUAACAGAGACGAGAAGUUCCAGGCCUUGUGCAACCUGUAUGGGGCCAUCACCAUCGCACAAGCCAUGAUCUUCUGCCAUACCCGCAAAACAGCUAGUUGGUUGGCAGCAGAGCUCUCAAAAGAAGGCCACCAGGUGGCUCUGCUGAGUGGAGAAAUGAUGGUGGAGCAGAGGGCUGCUGUGAUUGAGCGCUUCCGAGAGGGCAAAGAGAAGGUUCUGGUGACCACCAAUGUGUGUGCUCGUGGCAUCGAUGUUGAACAAGUGUCUGUCGUCAUCAACUUCGAUCUUCCUGUGGACAAGGACGGGAACCCAGACAACGAGACCUACCUGCACCGGAUUGGGCGCACUGGCCGCUUUGGCAAGAGAGGCCUGGCCGUGAACAUGGUUGACAGCAAGCACAGCAUGAACAUCCUGAACAGAAUCCAGGAACAUUUUAAUAAGAAGAUAGAAAGAUUGGACACAGAUGAUUUGGACGAGAUUGAGAAAAUAGCCAACUGAGAAGCUCUACCAGCCACUGGUGCCCGCCCUCGGGGCUGCCCCUGCCCAGGAGACGAGUGCUUUCAUGGCACAAGCCUCAACUGUCACCACAAAGACAAAGGCAUGAGGAGAGAAGCUACCUACCUCAUUUUAAAUUAUGUUUGGACUUGACAAAAAUGUGUGCAAAUAAUGGGAGACAAUUGAAAUUUUGCAUUUUGGAAAUAGUCCUAAAUUCCCCCCUUUUAAAAUAUGAUUUUCCCUAUCUUUAUAGUAAUCUGGUUGCUGAUGGUAAUCACUUAUCCAGGGCCUCCCUACCUACUGUCUUUCUGGCAGGGGGGCUUAGGACCAGCCUACAGCCCUGAAGAAAUGACAGGUAGAUGUCCUCAGGAGAGGCAGGGCAAGACAUGAGUAUUGUCCCACACCAUGGGUGGAGUGAAGCCAGAGGCUUCUGCACUGCCCCUCUCCUGUACUUGUUGUGAAUGUUUCUCCUACCCUCAAAUAUCAUCCUGCUGGUUGCUUUACCUUUGCUGUCUGUCUGCAUUGGAAGCUUCCCUCUUUCUCCCUGAUGAACACCAUGGCUCCUUUUAUGAACUUGAGAUUUGGGAAGAAGCAUGGAAGUCAGUGAGAUUGUUUUGGCACGAGUGGUCAAAUUCUUUGAGGAUCUGGGCCUGCUUUCCCCUUUCUAUUUCUCCAAAUACUGUGGGUCCUGGUUGUGGCCACCAGGAGACUUGGCCCAGUUAGCUAGUUCUUAUCCAUGGGGUGUCACGCAGUGCCUGGAGCUGAGCAGAGUUUGGAAAGGAAGUUGUGACCAAGUGAAACUCUAAUUAUGCUGUUAUCCAUAAUAGUGGACUUUUUUGGGUACUUAAUUCAUACAUUAUAUGUAUGAAUAAGGACAGAUAAAUUAUAUGCAUCAUUCAUUAUAAGAAAUUUUAAAGUAAUUAUGAGAAAGGC
Messenger RNA from Marmota monax (woodchuck), 2447 nucleotides. RefSeq names its product ATP-dependent RNA helicase DDX19A-like. Lineage: Eukaryota; Metazoa; Chordata; Mammalia; Rodentia; Sciuridae. Gene Ontology annotation, biological process: poly(A)+ mRNA export from nucleus. Gene Ontology annotation, molecular function: RNA helicase activity; ATP binding; RNA binding. Gene Ontology annotation, cellular component: cytoplasmic stress granule; nucleus. The transcript has a single exon. The record is from RefSeq and is a predicted model, not a curated record. Bases 81 to 1517 code for a protein of 478 amino acids.